AUGGCCAGCACUCGAUUUGAAGGUAGAAAAAGUGUGGAAGAUCUUGAAAUAGACAGACAACUCAAGAUUCUGAACAAGCCCUACGUCAAAAGCAUUAAGACCGAAGAAGGUGAUAUCUAUGACUGCAUUGAUAUCCAUAAACAACCGGCCUUUGAUCAUCCUUUGCUUGAGAAUCAUAGUAUUCAGAUGAAACCUAGUGCUUUCCCGAAGAAAGUGGUGAAUGCAACUUCACCUGCAGCCAGGCCUUCUGCAAAAGGGUUGAGUAAAUUAGGCUGCCCAUUCGGUACCGUUCCCAUCAAGAGGGUUCGAAAGGAAGACUUGAUAGGGGCUAAAAUGUUCAUGGAAAACACUCAUCCAACAGAGACUGAGACCUUUGCUGCAUAUCAUUAUGCAAAAAAAAUAUUAGCAAGCAGUCCAGGCAAAAACUAUUUGGGAGCCGCCGCAGAAGUCAAUAUACAAAAUCCACAAGCAAAGGAUAAUCAAUUCAGUCAAGCAUUUGUGCAGAUCAAAAGUGGCCCUGGUGUUGAAGUUAAUACCAUUCAAUUUGGAUGGAUGGUAUAUCCAAAAAUAUUUGGUGAUAAUAACACACGAACCUUUACCUCAUGGACUGCAGGUAAAGAUGGUUGUUUCAAUAUCUUGUGCCCAGGUUUUGUUCAAAUUAGCACAAAAUAUCCUCUUGGUUAUGUUCUCGGUAAUUCCAUUUAUGGAGGCGAACAAUUUGCAAUUUUUUGCAUCAUAUUCAAGGAUCCAAAAUCAGGAAAUUGGUGGCUUGCAUUUGACGACUUUGAAACAACUGUUGGGUAUUGGCCAAAUUCCUUAUUUACUAGUCUAUCGAGCUCAGCUAGUGAGAUAUCAUGGGGUGGAGGAGUUUACAGUGAUAGCAAUGAAGCUAGUCCCCCAAUGGGAAGCGGCCAUUUUGCAGAAGAUGGCUUCAGGAAGGCUGCUAAUUUUGAAAGCAUUCAAAUUGUUGAUGAAUCCAAAGACAUGGUAUCUCCUGAUGAAAAUUUACUGCACUUUUUCACAGAUAACCCAAAAUGUUACUCCAUAGCUCCACUUGAUACCCAUGAAAUACACCAUGCUUUCUUAUAUGGUGGUCCUGGUGGAAAUUGUGGAGACUAA
Molecule: messenger RNA, 1119 nt
Organism: Alnus glutinosa
Lineage: Eukaryota; Viridiplantae; Streptophyta; Magnoliopsida; Fagales; Betulaceae
Product: protein neprosin-like
Exons: 8
Coding region: 1-1119 (372 amino acids)
Source: RefSeq, a predicted model, not a curated record